AUGUCUUUAAAGAAAUGGCCCUGGUCUGAAGAUUUCCAAAAGAUCCCGGGACUUGGGAAUGUAUUGAAUGAUGAACAGCUAACAUCUAAUCGAAAACAUAUUAGUGUUUCAGACAGAACGAACGGAGAUGAGAAUUCAAAUAAGCGUUUUAAAACCGAGAAUACAGACCCUAAACAAAGCCUAACUGCAAAUAAAACAGAUGAUUCCAAGGAGAGCAAACUUAUGCUUAAUGCGUUGCUAGAACAACAAAAACGACUUUGGGAUUGCUUUGAAGAAUGGAGAAAUCAAACAUCCAAAAAGAGCGAUAGCAACAUAAAUACCACAGCCGUCAAUUCUAUGUUAGGGAGUAACAUGACUUCUAUGGGCGGACCAUCAAUAACGACAAAUGGGCUGUCUAGUUUCCAACUGGACUUUCAAAAUAAAUCUAAAGACCUGUCUGAUUCUUCCUUACAUAUUGUGCCCGCUAAGUUAGCAGGAAGUAACGCUAUCCAUAAGAACGGACUGUAUAAACAACUGAAGGAUAAUAUUCGUUCUCUGGAGCAAGAAAGGCAAAAUCUUAAUGAAGUGUCAGAAGGGCGUAUACGAAAGUUUCAAAGGGAGCUUCAAAGUCUUAGACUUGAACAUCAAGACUUGAUUUCUGAAAAAGAGAAUGAGGAAACCCACCUCAAAGAGCUAGAACUAACUUUGGCAAAAAAGAAAAGAAGCGCAGCUAUCUUGGAAAAAGACAAGCUAAGUUUAGUGUCCCAGCAUGAGGAAACAUGUCUUCAUUUAAGAGACAUAUGUUCGCUCUACUUAGGCGACGAUAUUGGUAGGAGACUUUUGCUUAAACUUCAAAACGAACUGAAAAAGGAGAGGUUGAAUCUUCUGAAACAAAAUUUGAAAUAUCAUGACCAUGACGGUAAAAUCUACUUGUCCUAUAUGAAAAUUAAAGAACGUUUAGCAAACUUUAAAUCAAAUGAUAAACAUGCCUCAAUUUCGACUCAAAGCAAUGAUGAAAAUUCUAAUGAAAACCUUCUUCCAGCGAAACUACGACCUAAUGAAAUUAAUCUAAUCCUGUAUCAACUGAAGACCCAAGGAGACUCAAUUGGAGCAAAACACCAUCAAAUAAACCAGUUGCUGGAUUCAACUGACGUUAUGCUUGAUGAGAUUACAGGAAAAUCAUCUGCCAGUGCGCAUAAGCUUAGCAGCAUUUGCAACAGUUUGGUCGACCACUGUCAUCAAUUAGCUGAAUAUGGACAUGAAAGAACGGAAUAUGAAGAACGUGUCGCUAACAAGAACAAAAUUUUAGCUGAAAAAAAUAGAAGAUUCUAUAAAUUUCAGAAUGACGUUGAAGAAAGCUCCUUGAGUCCUGCAAGCUCCUAUAGUUCUGGCUCUGAUACACCCACUAGUUUUCGAAGCACUAGUAAAGUCGAGCCGUACAUAUUACGUUACUUGGCGAGCGUUUCGCCAUUUAGAGAAGACGAAAGGACCUGGCAUAUCAUCGAAAACAGAUAUCGAAAACUUACAAAUAGGAGGGUAGAGCCACUAGAUUCAAGGGGUCCUUUAUCUGGUUUACCGGCUUCAAUCGUUAGUUGUAAGGAAAGCGCACCGCGAAAUAUCACACUUCUAUACAUACAUAUCACAAUAAGAGAAACGAACAAGGUUAUUUGGAUAUCUGAAGUUCAGUGUGACGGAGUUGUCCGUGGUGUUGGACAUCACAUCAAAAAGGGUUCGGCUAUGCAAAUAGCAGCAACUCAAGCAGCUCAAUGUUACGAGAAUAUGGACGAAGCAUCCAUUAUGUCAAAAGGCUUCAAUGAUUCCGAGGUUUUAAAAGAAAUAUUUUUAGGUCGUCCUGGCUUAAGCUCAGUAAACAAUAAUUCUCACAACCAUGGUAUGAAAAUGAAUAAUUCUAAUACGGAAUCAAGAAACCAUUAUUUUCAAAGGGGAAGCGACAAUAGACGUCCAUAUUUCAAACCUAGUCGAAGCCGCAGUACACCUUACUUAUGAAGUGAAACUAAAUGAAAGCUCGCAGAAAGUUAUUUUAAAUAUGAUAUAAGAUAAUGAUAUUUUAUUCACUAAUUUUAAGAAAUUUUUUACACUUUUAC
This is a messenger RNA of Schizosaccharomyces octosporus yFS286, 2084 nucleotides long. RefSeq lists its product as uncharacterized. The transcript is spliced from 7 exons. The coding region runs from base 1 to 1986 and encodes 661 amino acids. NCBI's taxonomy places the organism in Eukaryota, Fungi, Ascomycota, Schizosaccharomycetes, Schizosaccharomycetales, Schizosaccharomycetaceae. The record is from RefSeq and is a predicted model, not a curated record.